Molecule: messenger RNA, 639 nt
Organism: Effrenium voratum
Lineage: Eukaryota; Dinophyceae; Suessiales; Symbiodiniaceae
Source: the annotation of a GenBank genome assembly
AUGCCGGAGGACGGUGGCAAGGUCUACGUGGGCGGGCUAAAUUUCAGCACCAGCAGCGAUGGCUUGAAGGCACACUUCGAGCAGUUCGGCGCGAUCUCGGACUGCGUUGUCAUGACCGACAGGGAGACGGGCCGGUCCCGCGGCUUUGGCUUCGUGACCUUUGAGGAUCCAGGCUCUGUGAAUGCGGCCAUCACCAUGCCCACUCAGCAGCUGGAUGGGCGCAGCGUCACAGUGAAGAAGGCGACCCGGGAGGGCUCCGGCAAGGGCGCAGGCCCAGCGCCUGCAGGCGUGGAGUUCAACGUCGUCAAGGUCUUCGUGGGAGGCCUCGCGCCGAGCGUGGACUAUGAGAAGCUCACAGGCUACUUCCAGAGGUUCGGCGCAAUCGAGGACGCCGUGGUCAUGAUGGACGCAGCGACGCAAAAGUCAAGGGGCUUCGGCUUUGUGACCUUUGCCGAGAGCUCCUCGGUGGAGGCUUGCAUGGACAACUACGACUCCAAUGAGCUGGAGGGCAAGUGGAUCGAGGUCAAGCGGUGCAUUCCCCAGGCCCGGGAUUUGCCGGGACAAGAUGGCGCCUGGGAGCAGCAGCAAAGGCGUGAGAAGCUGUCGGCAGUGGUCACUUUGAAAGAAGAAGGAGCGUAA